Molecule: messenger RNA, 300 nt
Organism: Prunus armeniaca (apricot)
Lineage: Eukaryota; Viridiplantae; Streptophyta; Magnoliopsida; Rosales; Rosaceae
Source: the annotation of a GenBank genome assembly
AUGGAUAAGCAAAAGGUAACGGUGACGGGGUAUGUGGAUCAGCGGAAGGUGUUAAAGGUUGUAAGAAGAACAGGAAGGAAAGCGGAGUUUUGGCCCUUCCCAUACGACACCGAAUACUAUCCGUAUGCAUCUCAAUACUUAGACGAGUCCACGUAUUCGUCUUCCUAUAACUACUACAUGCACGGCUUUAACGAAAGCGUACAUGGCUACUUCCCGGACCCUUUAUACUCAACCGUCUCCGACCAAACUGUACAUCUCUUCAGUGACGACAAUGUUCAUGCAUAUUGCACCCUUAUGUGA